Molecule: messenger RNA, 831 nt
Organism: Rhizopus microsporus ATCC 52813
Lineage: Eukaryota; Fungi; Mucoromycota; Mucoromycetes; Mucorales; Rhizopodaceae
Exons: 4
Biological process (GO): phospholipid transport; mitochondrion organization
Cellular component (GO): ERMES complex; endoplasmic reticulum
Molecular function (GO): lipid binding
Source: RefSeq, a predicted model, not a curated record
UUUGUGAAGGGAUUCAUACUUGGUCAACUUAGUGUGAUCAUUGUCAUGAUCCUAGUUCUUCGCUAUUUGUUUACCGAGGAUGUUAAACGUGUCAAAAAGGUAAUUCGAUAUAUACCUUCACGUCCAUCUUCAAACACAGUACCUUCAGUUGCAUCAGCAGCAGCAGCAUUGCCUAAUGAUCAUGUUACUCUAAAAACAUACUACGAUGUCAUCCACCAUCCACCUGAAAGCACUGAUUGGCUCAAUGUCUUGCUGGCUCAAGUCAUUCUACAAUAUCGGCAGGAUGCCAAUAUCAAUAACCGUCUGAGCCGAUCUUUAGAUAGAGUGUUGAAUGGGGGUGUUCUACCAAGCUUUGUUGGACCAAUUCAUGUUACCGAAUUAAACUUGGGGCAAGAGUUUCCUAUAUUUAGUCGUGCACGUAUUAGACCAUCAGAUGAAGUAGGAUCCAUGAGAGCAGAGAUUGAUUUUGAAUACAACGAUCAAGUCACCUUGGGCAUCGAAACACAGCUUAUCCUAAACUGGCCAAGGCAAGCAUUCGCUGUUCUGCCAGUGUCUCUUGUCCUUUCUGUCGCUCGAUUCUCCGGCACGCUUACUAUCGAAUUGAUGAAUCCACCAGAAACAACGACUAAGCCAAAGAUCCCAAUUGAACGAUAUAUUGCCAUUUCAUCUUAUUCAGAUUUCAUUCUAGACUUACAGGUUCAGUCAUUGAUCGGAUCCAAAACUAAAUUAGAGGAUAUUCCCAAGUUGACAGACUUGAUACAAACAAAACUAAGAAACAUGUAUAUUGAUAAGUUGGUUUAUCCUCAAUUCUUAAAGGUUAAAGUACCAAAU